This is a messenger RNA of Gossypium arboreum, 1409 nucleotides long. RefSeq names its product probable polygalacturonase At3g15720. Gene Ontology annotation, molecular function: polygalacturonase activity. The transcript has 10 exons. The record is from RefSeq and is a predicted model, not a curated record. Gene Ontology annotation, biological process: carbohydrate metabolic process. NCBI's taxonomy places the organism in Eukaryota, Viridiplantae, Streptophyta, Magnoliopsida, Malvales, Malvaceae. Bases 60 to 1265 code for a protein of 401 amino acids.
AGUACACAAGCCUUCCUGCAGUUUCUUCCCUGUUAUCAUCUCUAUUGUCUUUGCGUACAAUGGAACUGAUCUUCAGCGUUUUUAUUACAAUUUUGUACGUCCUCACACGAGGAGCAAGCGGUGCAACAAAUUUAUUUAAUGUGAUGGAUUAUGGAGCAGUUGGAGACGGGAAAACCGAUGAUUCUGCUGCCUUUUCCAAAGCAUGGAAAUCUACCUGCAAUUCUCCUUCAAGAAAUCCAAUCCUCGUUAUACCAGCGUCGAAGAUAUUCUUGCUGAAGCCUGUCACUUUCAGCGGUCCCUGCAAGUCCACUUCUAUCCAUGUAUUGAUGUCAGGAAACAUCGUUGCACCCGAUUCCAAAAGCGCAUGGAAAGGUUAUCACCUUGACAUGUGGCUUGCCUUCACUAAUGUAAAUGGACUUACCAUCAUUGGAUCUGGCACAAUUAAUGGCCGAGGGGCUAUAUGGUGGUCAGAGUGUAGUUCGUAUAGGGUUCCAGAGGGUGGAACCUGCAAAGGACCAACAGCACUGACUUUCUAUAGGUGCAAUGGGCUUGUGCUCAAGGGAACAAAACAUAUUAAUAGCCAAAGAAACCACAUUGCUAUAUUCAAUUGCAAAGAUGUUACUUUCUCUAACCUGCAUAUAAGUGCCCCAAAAACAAGCCCUAACACUGACGGUAUCGACAUAGCCAGUUCCAGCAACGUUCGGAUACUGAAUUCUUUUAUCGGCACUGGGGAUGAUUGCAUAGCUAUUAGCUCAGGUUCAUCCCACAUCAAUAUUACUGGCAUUGCAUGCGGCCCUGGGCAUGGCAUCAGCGUUGGAUCAUUGGGCGCUCAUGGAGGGAACGACACAGUGGAGGAAGUGCAUGUGCGAAAUUGUACUUUCAAUGAAACUAUGACAGGAGUUAGAAUUAAGACAUGGCAGGGAGGCGUUGGAUAUGCAAGGAAGAUCUUAUUCGAGAAAAUCAAGUUCAUCCGAGCUGAUAACCCUAUUAUUAUCGACCAGUACUAUUGUCCCGGUGGUCAUUGCAAAAACGAGACAUCGGGCAUUAAGAUCAGCGACGUCUCGUAUAGAUACAUCACUGGAACAUCAACCACAGACAAGGUGAUCAAUUUGAGCUGCGACCAGAAUGUUGGUUGCACGAACAUUCAGCUUUAUUAUGUCCACAUAAUAUCUACAGUUCCAGGGAAGAAGGCCUACUCCUUCAGCUUCGACGCUCAUGGAAACUGCACCCAUACCAAACCUGUUGUGAAGGGACUGCAACCUUAACCAGGAGAAGAAGGUGGCUACUUCAAAAAUGAUGGAUCAAGGAUUUGUAUGGUUAUAUCAAAACUUUGACAUUAAUUUAUGUUUGUCUUAUGUAAUUCUAGUUCUGCCUAUUUAAUAAAACAUCUACUCAGUCUAUUCCAACUA